CGUGCGUUCAGCUUAUUGAAUCAGUCAUCAAAAAGCAGUUUGAUGUUAUUUUUGUCAAGAUCUCACUUACAUCUGAACGCGCGGUUGUUAUCUACAAUGAAGAGAGCAGUAUCACGCCUGACUCUCUUGCAGCCACUAUCAAUAAUAUGGGUUUUGAAGCAAAACCAGUUUAUGAAAUAGAAAGCUUUCCUGAAUGCUUGGAUAAAACCGGUGACAAAGCUUUAGAGACGUGUUUACUUAUUGAAGAUCUCUCUUCUUCUAACUAUGAAGAUAGGAUUAACCAGUCUCUUGGGUGCUUGUCCAAUUUAGUUACUUUUCGAAUCAACACAGCAUCAUCUACUAUAGAAAUAUGGCACUUACAACAAGUAACAACAUCUGAUUUGAUAGAUUGUAUCAGUAAAGCAGGAUUUAAAGCUACUGUCAAGCCUCAAACAAUAUCUGUGCCAACAGACUUCUCAAUUUCGAAUAAAGAUAAAAUCUCAUUGAGGAAAUCUGAAUAUCUGUCAACUAUUCAUCUAUCUAGUAAAGCGAAUUCGGAAAGUUUUCGUCAUAAUAUUCUAAUUGUCAAGGUUGACAGGGUGAUUAAUACUCUUAAAUUUGAUGAGUUACUUCAAGCCUACCAUAAUUCCUUGAAUUCUUCAACAUAUGAUUUGGACAUUUUGGCUUCGUCUCAAAAUGGAAUGUUGUUAAGUGUCAAUAUCUUAUCUCCUAUUCCUUACGACUCUCCAAGUAAAGGUGUUUGUUUAACUACAAUUGAUUUAAUGAGACAAAUUUCUGAUUUUUUAACUUCUAAACAAUAUCCAACUGCUCGAAUAACAUUUCCCGGUUCAAUUAUAAAUAAUUCUGAAAUGGAUAGUGUUUAUGAUCACUGUGAUCAAAAAGCAACAAAUUGUCACCCUUCUGAAGACCAUACAAAUAAACUGAACAGUUAUGAAAUCACUGUCUCUAUAUACGGAAUGCAUUGUCAUUCAUGCGUACGGAAAAUUGAAUCGUAUUUCAAUGAAGAAUCUGUAAAGCAAUCCUAUAAUUUGAAGAAUUGUCGUGUAUCACUAUCAGACAAAGAAGGAAAAUUCACAUUGGAGAAGAAUUCAACGUCACAAGUAUUAACUCAGAAUGAUUUUUUUCCUAUUGCGUCUGAUCUAUUAGAUAUUGAUGUUGAUAAAAUUCAUUUGGAUCUGCAAAAGCUUGGUUUUCAAACAUCAUCUAUUACUAAUAAUCCGUCUGAUCAAAAUGAUCCACUACAACCUUCAACUACAACGGAUUAUUUAUCUGAAGUUCCAUUAAAUCACUAUAUACCCUCUGCUACUUUAAAUUCAUCGUCAUCAUUAUUAUCUAAACGAAAUUCAUGCGCGAAUCCGACUACCAUUACUACUACAACUACUACUGCUACUACGUUAUCCAACUCUAGUAGUCAUCUGUCAACAUCACCAUCAUCAUCAUGUCGUCUAACCAAAGAAAUAAAUUUAAAUGUGAAUCGUGAGAAAUGCUUUUUACAUGUUACAGGGAUGACUUGUAGUUCAUGUGUACACACUAUUGAACAAAAUUUAUUAAAAUUAAAAGGCGUUCAUUCAGUUUUAGUCGCAUUAAUUGCCAUGAAAGCUGAAAUUGUCUAUGAACCUAAUGUAAUCACUGUUAAACAAUUAAUCAAACAAAUUGAAGAAUUAGGUUUUUCUGCGACAUUGUUAGAACAACAUGAUGGUUUACAUGGUGGUUCUGGUCGGGGAACUAUUCAUUUCACGAUUCAUGAACUAUCAGCUAAUCCUUCUCAAUAUACAACAAUUGAAUCCACAUUGAAUAAAACUAAAGGUGUAGAUUCUGCUGUCUUAGACUUAAAUACAAAAUGUCUCCGUAUUGUAUACACUCCAAAUGAAAUUGGGCCUCGUGAUCUAAUGAAACAAAUCGAAAAUUUAGGUUAUCAAGCAGUUUUGUAUCGACCUGAACAGAAAAAUUUGCAUGAAUCAAAUUCAUUACUUAGAUGGCGUAGUUCAUUUUACUUCAGUUUAUUUUUCGCCAUUCCAACAAUGUUGAUUAUGACCAUCUUCAUGUUAUUAUGGCCACAUCAUGUAUCGGAAAGUUGUCCAACACAUUUUCGUGAAACACCAGUUGAUGAUAAUCUACCCAAACCACCAUCAUCACCACCACCACAACAACAAGAGAAUCUUGCAAAUGAGGUGAACAAUACACAUAGACAUACAAUACAGUAUUUUACUACACCUAUGAUAAUUCCUGGAUUGUCAGUGGAGAAUAUGUUAAUGUUUUUGUUAGCUACACCAAUACAGAUAUUUGGGGGUCGUUAUUUUUAUAUUCAUGCCUACAAAUCAUUAAUACAUGGUAUAGCUAAUAUGGAUGUUUUAAUAGUAAUGGCUACAACAAUUGCAUAUUCAUAUUCUGUAGUGAUUUUAUUCAUUGCAAUAUUGAAUCAAUGGCAACAUAGUCCACGUACUGUGUUUGAAACUUCACCAAUGUUAUUAGUGUUUGUCUCAUUAGGCCGUUGGUUAGAACAUAUUGCAAAGGGAAAAACAUCCGAAGCGCUUACUAAAUUGCUGUCAUUACACGCUAAAGAAGCUACUCUUAUUGACUUAUCACCAACAGAAAGACAAAAAUUAGAAGACACCCUACAACAACAAACAAAACAGUUGCCGACAAAUUUGUUUUCUAGUGGUGUUGAGAAGCAUAUCCCUAUCGAAUUGGUUCAUCAAAACGAUAUCAUCAAAAUUCUUCCCGGUGAAAAAGUUCCUGUUGAUUGCCGAAUUUUAAUUGGAUACACAUCAUGUGAUGAAUCGUUGAUUACUGGAGAAAGUAUGCCAGUUGUUAAAAAACCAGGAUCAGAUUUGAUUGGUGGCUCUGUUAAUCUAGGUAGUAUUGUAUGGGCCAAAGCGACUCAUAUUGGUGAAGAUUCAGCCCUAUCUCAGAUUGUUCGCCUGGUUGAAGAGGCGCAAACAUCGAAAGCUCCAGUACAACAGCUUGCAGACAAGAUUGCCGGUUAUUUUGUCCCAUUUAUUUGCUUUGUGUCAUUAACAGUUUUCAUUCUAUGGAUCACAUUGGGUUUAUUGGUGCCAACAACCAUAAAAGGUUAUGAACCUGGUUGUUCUGUUCUCUUGUUAGCUGUUGAUCAUGCAUUUCGUAUGGCUAUCACUGUACUGACCAUAGCUUGUCCAUGUGCUCUUGGAUUAGCUACACCAACAGCGGUUAUGGUAGCUACUGGGACUGGUGCAUUAGCUGGUAUAUUAAUUAAAGGUGGUCAACCGUUAGAGAAUAUGCGUAAAUUAACUACAAUAUUGUUUGAUAAAACUGGAACAAUCACUCAAGGUCGACCACAAGUUAUCCGUAUUGUCAUGUUUGUACCACCUAGUGGUGAAAUGGAGAAAUCAUCAGAAGUAAAUAAGCACCAAUCCUCUGAACAAUAUUCAUUAUCAUUAUCAUCAUCAAUCUCUUUACAUAAACCAAGAAUCUGUUCAAACAUAUCACCCAGUCGAUUUUUAUAUCUUAUAGCUAGUGCUGAAUCAACAGUACAACAUCCUGUUGCAAAUGCUGUACUUAUUAUAGCACGUACAUUUCGUCGAUUUGCAUCAACAUUCAAUUCAAGUGAAUUACUAUCAAAAGAAAAAUUAAAUUAUCCACGUACUCAUGAUGAUAAAAUGAAGUAUGACUUAUCCAGUGAUUUUGGAAAGGUAGGAUCAGAUUUGAUUGGUGGCUCUGUUAAUCUAGGUAGUAUUGUAUGGGCCAAAGCGACUCAUAUUGGUGAAGAUUCAGCCCUAUCUCAGAUUGUUCGCCUGGUUGAAGAGGCGCAAACAUCGAAAGCUCCAGUACAACAGCUUGCAGACAAGAUUGCCGGUUAUUUUGUCCCAUUUAUUUGCUUUGUGUCAUUAACAGUUUUCAUUCUAUGGAUCACAUUGGGUUUAUUGGUGCCAACAACCAUAAAAGGUUAUGAACCUGGUUGUUCUGUUCUCUUGUUAGCUGUUGAUCAUGCAUUUCGUAUGGCUAUCACUGUACUGACCAUAGCUUGUCCAUGUGCUCUUGGAUUAGCUACACCAACAGCGGUUAUGGUAGCUACUGGGACUGGUGCAUUAGCUGGUAUAUUAAUUAAAGGUGGUCAACCGUUAGAGAAUAUGCGUAAAUUAACUACAAUAUUAUUCGAUAAGACUGGAACAAUCACUCAAGGUCGACCACAAGUUAUCCGUAUUGUCAUGUUUGUACCACCUAGUGGUGAAAUGGAGAAAUCAUCAGAAGUAAAUAAGCACCAAUCCUCUGAACAAUAUUCAUUAUCAUUAUCAUCAUCAAUCUCUUUACAUAAACCAAGAAUCUGUUCAAACAUAUCACCCAGUCGAUUUUUAUAUCUUAUAGCUAGUGCUGAAUCAACAGUACAACAUCCUGUUGCAAAUGCUGUACUUAUUAUAGCACGUACAUUUCGUCGAUUUGCAUCAACAUUCAAUUCAAGUGAAUUACUAUCAAAAGAAAAAUUAAAUUAUCCACGUACUCAUGAUGAUAAAAUGAAGUAUGACUUAUCCAGUGAUUUUGGAAAGAUUUCUCAAAUUAAAACUUCAUCUGGAUUAGGUGUUCAAUGUAAUGUUGAUCUAUUACCAUAUGAUUGUCCACCAGGUCCGGAAUUACCGAAACCUUUAGAUGUUCGAAAUAGUAGUAGUAGUAGCAGUAGUCUUAUCAAUCAAUAUACUGAAUUAGAUAUUGAUGCAGCAUUACAAAUGAAAUUAACUUACAUAUCAUGCAUGUGGCCGACAAAAAAUACAUCUCCUAUUACUACUACUACUACUACCACUAAUGAUAAUAAUGAUACAACAAGUAAUAUUGAAAAGUUUAAUGGUCUUUUGUCUAAUCAAUCUAUGACAACAUAUCCGGUUAGUUUUUAUUCUAUGGUCAAUGAAUUAAAUACAUGUCAAGUUGUAAACGAUGAUAAAGAAAAUGUAAGACAUAAGAAGAGUACAAACAAUGAUAUCAGUAUAUCUGAACUACAACAACAACAACGGCAACAACAAAGAUACUUUCUAAAUGAAACACAGCAAAUUGAAUGGGCAGACUGCACCAAAGGUGGUGUUCAUUCUGUACUUAUUGGUAAUCGUGAAUGGCUGAAACAAAACAAUGUGAUAUUGCCUAUCAUUUUAUCUAACGAAUACUUACCAGAUGGACGUGAAUCAAAUUAUCAACCUACUGGUUAUUGUAGUAUCCCAACUUUGGAAUCAUUAGUUGCAGCUGAUGAGUCUCAGGGACACACAGUUGUUUUUGUCGCUAUUAAUAAUAUAUUAGUCGGUCUAGUGACAAUUUCUGACCCAAUUAAACCAGAAGCUGAUUUAAUCGUUGCUGCAUUACGUCACCGUGGUAUACGUGUAGCUCUGUUAACUGGUGAUAAUUAUCGUAGUGCUAAUGCAGUUGCACAACAAAUUGGUAUCGAUGAAGUCUAUGCUGAAGUGUUACCUGGUCAUAAAGCGGAUAAAAUAAAAGAAUUACAAAACUAUACAACCGUUCUUAAAAGAAAUAAAAGGAAUUCUGCCAUAAUGUCGAUGACCACGAUGAGAAAUGAGAAGCGGAGGAAAAUGAAAACAAUGGAAGGUUUUAUUUCAGAUAAAACUGAUGGUGUAAAUAACAUUAGGGGAGACGAAAAUGAAUACAAUUUAUUCAAUGAAGGAAUAUAUGAGGAUAAAUUUCAUAAUACCGUUAAAAGUACUCAGGUGAAACCUAAUGGAAAAUUUGUAAAAAAUACUUUAUCUUUUAAGCAACUGAUCAAACAGUUCAUCAGUGCAAUGUGCUGUUCAUCUAGUCAACAUUAUUAUUCUUCUUUUGUAAAGUCAUUGAAUCUUGGAAGUAAGCAUCAUGCUACUUCAUUUCGUCGACGUCAAGUAGAACGUCGUGAGAUAUAUCGGAAAAAUAACUUACGUGUAUCACUUUCAAAAGCCCGACGUCAAUAUGUUGCGAUGGUUGGUGAUGGUGUUAACGAUAGUCCUGCACUAGCUCAAGCUGAUGUUGGUAUAGCUAUUGGGCGUGGUGCAGAUGUUGCCGUAGAAGCUGCCGAUGUAGUACUUAUUCGAAAUUCAUUGAUUGAUGUAGUCGGCGCUAUUGAUUUGUCGAAGAAAACUGUGCGUCGGAUACGAUGCAAUUUUAUUGCUGCUACUCUAUACAAUCUUAUAGGGGUUCCUGUUGCUGCAGCUAGUGCUGAAUCAACAGUACAACAUCCUGUUGCAAAUGCUGUACUUAUUAUAGCACGUACAUUUCGUCGAUUUGCAUCAGCGUUCAAUUCAAGUGAAUUACUAUCAAAAGAAAAAUUAAAUUAUCCACGUACUCAUGAUGAUAAAAUGAAGUAUGACUUAUCCAGUGAUUUUGGAAAGAUUUCUCAAAUUAAAACUUCAUCUGGAUUAGGUGUUCAAUGUAAUGUUGAUCUAUUACCAUAUGAUUGUCCACCAGGUCCGGAAUUACCGAAACCUUUAGAUGUUCGAAAUAGUAGUAGUAGUAGCAGUAGUCUUAUCAAUCAAUAUACUGAAUUAGAUAUUGAUGCAGCAUUACAAAUGAAAUUAACUUACAUAUCAUGCAUGUGGCCGACAAAAAAUACAUCUCCUAUUACUACUACUACUACUACCACUAAUGAUAAUAAUGAUACAACAAGUAAUAUUGAAAAGUUUAAUGGUCUUUUGUCUAAUCAAUCUAUGACAACAUAUCCGGUUAGUUUUUAUUCUAUGGUCAAUGAAUUAAAUACAUGUCAAGUUGUAAACGAUGAUAAAGAAAAUGUAAGACAUAAGAAGAGUACAAACAAUGAUAUCAGUAUAUCUGAACUACAACAACAACAACGGCAACAACAAAGAUACUUUCUAAAUGAAACACAGCAAAUUGAAUGGGCAGACUGCACCAAAGGUGGUGUUCAUUCUGUACUUAUUGGUAAUCGUGAAUGGCUGAAACAAAACAAUGUGAUAUUGCCUAUCAUUUUAUCUAACGAAUACUUACCAGAUGGACGUGAAUCAAAUUAUCAACCUACUGGUUAUUGUAGUAUCCCAACUUUGGAAUCAUUAGUUGCAGCUGAUGAGUCUCAGGGACACACAGUUGUUUUUGUCGCUAUUAAUAAUAUAUUAGUCGGUCUAGUGACAAUUUCUGACCCAAUUAAACCAGAAGCUGAUUUAAUCGUUGCUGCAUUACGUCACCGUGGUAUACGUGUAGCUCUGUUAACUGGUGAUAAUUAUCGUAGUGCUAAUGCAGUUGCACAACAAAUUGGUAUCGAUGAAGUCUAUGCUGAAGUGUUACCUGGUCAUAAAGCGGAUAAAAUAAAAGAAUUACAAAACUAUACAACCGUUCUUAAAAGAAAUAAAAGGAAUUCUGCCAUAAUGUCGAUGACCACGAUGAGAAAUGAGAAGCGGAGGAAAAUGAAAACAAUGGAAGGUUUUAUUUCAGAUAAAACUGAUGGUGUAAAUAACAUUAGGGGAGACGAAAAUGAAUACAAUUUAUUCAAUGAAGGAAUAUAUGAGGAUAAAUUUCAUAAUACCGUUAAAAGUACUCAGGUGAAACCUAAUGGAAAAUUUGUAAAAAAUACUUUAUCUUUUAAGCAACUGAUCAAACAGUUCAUCAGUGCAAUGUGCUGUUCAUCUAGUCAACAUUAUUAUUCUUCUUUUGUAAAGUCAUUGAAUCUUGGAAGUAAGCAUCAUGCUACUUCAUUUCGUCGACGUCAAGUAGAACGUCGUGAGAUAUAUCGGAAAAAUAACUUACGUGUAUCACUUUCAAAAGCCCGACGUCAAUAUGUUGCGAUGGUUGGUGAUGGUGUUAACGAUAGUCCUGCACUAGCUCAAGCUGAUGUUGGUAUAGCUAUUGGGCGUGGUGCAGAUGUUGCCGUAGAAGCUGCCGAUGUAGUACUUAUUCGAAAUUCAUUGAUUGAUGUAGUCGGCGCUAUUGAUUUGUCGAAGAAAACUGUGCGUCGGAUACGAUGCAAUUUUAUUGCUGCUACUCUAUACAAUCUUAUAGGGGUUCCUGUUGCUGCAGGUUGUCUAAUGCCUUUCGGCAUAGAGUUAACACCGUGGUUCGCAUCAGCUGCAAUGGCAGCUUCAUCACUUUCUGUCAUAUGUCUUUCACUGCUUUUGAAACGUUGGCAAAAACCAACACCAGCAUCCCUAAUCUGUCCAGAAUAUGUGAAAUUUCUUUCUUCACAAUCACACGAUACAAAGAUUAAAUCCGGACAGAGACGUGAUAGUCAACAUUCAUCAGGACAGCAUAGUUUAACCGAUAAAGCAUUAUCAUUACGUGAUAAUUUACGUACUCGAUUUACUCGUCAUCAUCGUAUUUCAUCAAUACACACUAAUAUUGAAUCAGUGGAUAAUCAAAAUUUACUCGAUACACACAAUGAAUCGGAAGAUGAAAUAAUGAAUACACGAAAUUUUCUCAUUGAUAAAUCAUUCAUUUCAUUAGGUGCACAAAAUUUCACAGAUAAUGACAAUAGUGUUUCGUUGGAAAUGCGAAAAGCGCGUAGUUGGACUUCUCGAACUUGUCGAUGAUAUAAUUGUUUCUCUCAAUUUUUUUUUCACAGGAGUAAUUCAUUUUAUUUAUGUUUGUGUAUCUUCUGAUUAGAUAGAGAGAUGUUAGGUCCUAAUUUAUUUAUUUUUUUUUUACAUAAAUACUUUCAUUUCAAACGGAUUAACUUAAAUUAUUGAUUCUACAAAUUCCUUUCAAAUGUAUCAUAUACAUAUAUAUAUAGGUCAGCUGGUGCUUGACAAAUUUAACAGCCUUAAUGCAUUUCUUAUCUUUACGAUUAUAUGUUGAUUUUAUUUGAGUCACUUGUGCUGGUUCAUUGACUUCUGUCAGCCACACAAAAUACAGUUAUUAAUUUCUUUUGAAAUUAUCUUGUUCAAUCUCUCUUAUCUUUAGUCUGUUAUCUUUUUAUCUUACUUCGUUCAAUUUGUCAAUAUGUAUGUAAUAGGUUGAUGCAUCCGAACAACAAUUUCUUCUUUUUUUUCUAAUUUUUGUUUUCGUUCUCAAAUCGUGUUUUUCUUUCCUAUUAAAUUGUGAUUUACGAUUACUUACCGAUCUGCAAAUAUGUAAAAGUAUGUAAAUAUAUACGCUUUCUGUGAUUUUGUACAUCCAUAAAAUUUAGUGAACAGUAUUGAUGCUGCAGAUAUUUCUUUAUUGAACUUUGAAAACGACAGUUAAUUUAUUAUGAAUUGGUCAUAGUUAACGUAGGGCUUCAAAAAAAA
Schistosoma turkestanicum is the source of this 9173-nucleotide messenger RNA. NCBI's taxonomy places the organism in Eukaryota, Metazoa, Platyhelminthes, Trematoda, Strigeidida, Schistosomatidae. The record is from the annotation of a GenBank genome assembly.